CCGGUACGGACAUUCGGAUAGUCGGAACGGUACUUCGAACUUUCAAGCUUGAAGCCUCAAGGGGAGGCGGGAUGUCCGAUGUCUUCGUCGUAACGUCGGCACACGGUCCGAGCUGACUCAAUAGUCGGUGCACCGACAAAUUCCGCAGACUACGCUUUCACGAAAGGGUAUUUUCCCCAAGUGGCUAGAGAAUUUUUGAUUCCAAAGAGAUCCUUAUCGCUCAAGCUAAACCAGCGUUCGAGUUGGGCUCGAGAGCCUCAUGACAGAUACUAACAACUAGCGGUCGAUCGAAUUGAAUCAACCAAAAUAGGCAUUACCUCCGCCUUUGUUUGUAUCUGUCUUUUUCACAAGUCCAUUCAACUUUGCUCUCGUCGUCGUUGUAGAAAAAAAAAAGGCCCCGUUCGCUGUUCACCAUGCCUCCACCAAAAUCAAAAGGAGGCAAAAUGCUCUCCCUGAUCAACUGGCGUCUCAAGGUCACCAUCAACGACGGACGCGCUCUCACUGGCCAGAUGCUUGCAUUCGACCGACACAUGAACCUCGUUCUCGCAGAUUGCGAAGAGUUCCGUAGAGUGCGGACGAAGAAGAAAGACGCAGGCGAGGCGGGCGCUGGCCAGGAGCAAGAGAUCAAGCGCACGCUUGGACUCGUCAUUCUUCGUGGCGAGACAGUUGUCAGCAUCAGCGUAGAGGGACCGCCGCCCGUCGUCGACGAGGAUAAGAAGAAUGCUGUCGCGGUAUGCCGGCAGGUCGUGGUAUGGGUAUGAUGCCCCCGAUUGGCCAGCCGCCUAUGCGUCCACCAAUGGGCUUCCCUCCUGGCGGUAUGCCAGGCCCUCCGCCUGGAUUCCGACCGCCUGGCUUCCCUCCUGGUAUGCCUUUCCCACCUCCUGGGUUUGCCGGUGCCCCACCUCCUGGCUUCCAACCUCCCCAGUAGUCCUCGUUGUAUAGUCUCGCUUGCAUCUGUUUUUUGUCUUCAAUGUAAUCUCAAUACUCGGUGCUUCAUGCAAAAGAACACGUUCAUGUUUUUUCCUUCACGUGGUCGUCAACUUCCUUUUUCUUCGUCUCCGGCCUCUGCGCCCCUUCCCAAAAUUGUUGGCGUCCAGAUCGUGACUGGC
Molecule: messenger RNA, 1109 nt
Organism: Desarmillaria tabescens
Lineage: Eukaryota; Fungi; Basidiomycota; Agaricomycetes; Agaricales; Physalacriaceae
Exons: 5
Coding region: 414-761 (115 amino acids)
Biological process (GO): mRNA splicing, via spliceosome
Cellular component (GO): U4 snRNP; cytoplasm; U4/U6 x U5 tri-snRNP complex
Molecular function (GO): RNA binding
Source: RefSeq, a predicted model, not a curated record